This is a messenger RNA of Torulaspora delbrueckii, 1884 nucleotides long. It is a transcript of the gene DBP6, whose product is annotated as putative ATP-dependent RNA helicase DBP6. Lineage: Eukaryota; Fungi; Ascomycota; Saccharomycetes; Saccharomycetales; Saccharomycetaceae. Gene Ontology annotation, cellular component: nucleus. The record is from RefSeq and is a predicted model, not a curated record. Gene Ontology annotation, molecular function: nucleic acid binding; ATP binding. The transcript has a single exon. Bases 1 to 1884 code for a protein of 627 amino acids.
AUGUUCGCUGUAAGGUUUGAUCCCAAUAAUGUGGCUCAAGUGAUUGACCAGAGCGAGGGCAGUUCGGUCGUUCCUUUGAAGAGAGGAAGAACUCAGGAAGAUGACGGUGAAGAGAUGGACGAUAACAAUAAGGCUGAGCUUGAAGAGGAGGAGCUUGAAAUACAGCCAACAAGUAGUGAAGAGGAGUUAGAUAAGGAAGUCGGAAUUGAGGAAGUUGAAGAUGAUGAUGUCGAGAUGCAAGGGACGGAAGAAAUUCCAAAAAAGCACAGCUCGAUCAUGUCGAGGUUUACGCAGACUAUAUCGUUACAGGAUAAAAUUGCAAAGGAAGAGAUAAUCGAUGGAGAACAAAAUGUCUCGCAAGUGGAGGUUCCAGAGCAUGCUUUAGAGCACAUUCCCCAACCUGCUAUUGUAAGAGACGAAUAUGCGCAGCAAAUAUCAAAAGAGCACAAGUCAGUCGCAUGGUUUAACACUGCCAAAGUCCACUACGAUAACUCCAUGGUCAAGACAUUCACUUGUUUUGCUGACGAGAUGCAGCCCAAACUGUUGCAAAACGUUGAGAAAUACUUCUCUGCUAAUUCUUUUCCAAUUCAAACCGCACUACUAGAGAAUCUUUUACCAAUACUGAACUUCUCGCUGAGUACCACAAAGAAACAUCUGACAAGAAGGGUUGGAGACGUGCUGGUGAACGCUUCUACAGGUUCCGGUAAAACAUUGGCUUAUUCCAUCCCAAUCGUGCAAUUACUCUCCAAAAGAACUGUAAAUAGGCUCAGGGCAUUGAUCAUCGUCCCGACAAAACUUCUGAUUAACCAAGUUUACGACACAAUAAACAAGUUGGCGCAGGGAACUGGUCUCAUCAUAAGCAUUUCCAAACUAGAAAAUUCGCUCAAAGAAGAGCACAAAAAGUUUAUGCAAUCUGAACCUGAUGUGCUCAUCAUCACACCUGGUAGACUAGUGGAUCAUUUGCAAAUGAAAUCAAUAAGCAUGAAAAAUUUGCAAAUGCUCAUUCUGGAUGAAGCAGAUCACUUACUCAACCAGUCAUUCCAAAAUUGGUGUCCAAGACUGUUGAGCCAAAUCACCGCAGAAAAACACGACCAGCGACCAGGAAAUGUUAUCAAGAUGGUCUUCAGUGCCACUCUAACAACUAAUACCGAAAAGUUACAUGGGCUAAAUCUCAACAAUCCGAGGUUGUUCAUUAUGGACUCCGUAAAACUAUACAGCCUGCCAGAAAAAUUGCAGGAAUACAUUGUCAACAUACCUACAUCGAAGAGUCUGUACAAGCCGCUGAUACUGCUUCAUCUGCUCGAUCACAUGAAGUCUGCCAAGGUCCUAGUGUUCGUGAAAUCCAACGAAGCUUCUCUGAGAUUGGCCUGCUUAUUAAACAUUUUAAUAGACCAAAAUUUGGCUCAACGACACAUCGUGGAAACUAUCAAUUCAAACAACAGUAAAGGUGAAAACAAAAGACUAGUAAACAAAUUCGCAAGCGCUGAAUGUGAGUCCAAGAACAGAAUUUUGAUCACCACAGAUUUGAUGUCCAGAGGUAUCGAUAUCAACGAUAUAUCUGAUGUUAUCAACUACGACCUACCUAUAUCCUCACAACAAUACGUCCAUCGUUGUGGUAGAACGGCAAGAGCACAGUCCAAGGGUAACGCCUACAACCUUUUGGUAGGUAAAGGUGAAAGAGAUUUCUGGAAAGAUCAAAUUGAUGAGGAUAUGAGCAGAGAGGUUAACGGCCUUCCACCCCAGAACUGGGGAGAAGAAAUAAUCUCGUCUGAUGCUAACAGUAAACCAUCUGAUGCUUUAAUAAAUAUCUCAACAGAGGAAGAAGAUCGCUACAAGCACUCUCUCGAAUUACUGAAAGAGAAAGCGACAAAGAAGAACGCUUGA